This is a messenger RNA of Tuber aestivum (summer truffle), 459 nucleotides long. The record is from the annotation of a GenBank genome assembly. NCBI's taxonomy places the organism in Eukaryota, Fungi, Ascomycota, Pezizomycetes, Pezizales, Tuberaceae.
AUGCCCAGAGCAGUAAAAGGUAAAGUAAAGUGAACCCGCGGUCGCGGCUAAAAUUUUAAUUAACACCAUACUGUAGGGGUCCUGAUCGAAUGCGACCCCUCCAUUAAAGCCAUAAUUCUCAAAAUCGAUAAGGAUUCCGGUCACGGUUAUAUUGUCGAGGACCUCGACGACGAGACGCUCGUAGUCAAGGAGCCGAAGCUGCCGGAGCUCAAGUUGCGGCUGGAGAAGAUACUGGAGAGGACGCAGAUGCUGGAGAGGGAUGAGGAGAGCGAUCCUGAGAAUCCGGGCUAGGAGCUCGAGAGGAUGUUAGGACUGCUGAUAGGGCUGGGACAUGGUACGGAGGGGAAGGAGUAGGAGGAGGAGGAGGAGGAGAAGGAGGAGGAAGAAAGUGCUUCUAGAUAGUGGUGGUCUGGCCUGGUCUAGAUCGAGGUGGAUAAUAAUAUGAUAUAAUUCCGAUCA